AUGUCCACUCUUGAUUAUAAUGUGCAAACACCUCCAGAUUCUAUCACAGUUCCAUUUUUGGUUAGCACCGGUUAUUAUAUCAAGGUAAAAGGGUUCAUUGUUGGAGGCCAAACCUUGAAUAUACCACCGGAAGCUAUUUCUAGUACUUUACAUACAUUUGGUAAGGUGAUAGUGGAUUCUGGCGCAGUUUAUAGUUAUCUGUUCCCUCAAGCAUAUGAAAUACUCCGGGAAGCUUUCAGAAAAGAAGCAAAAAAUAGGUUAAAACGUAUAUAUGGGUCAUUCAGUAAAUUCGAAACUUGUUAUGAUAUGGAGGAUUGGCAGGUUGCAAUAGUACCAAGUAUGUGGAUUAUGUUCUCGGAUGAUAAAAAGUUGGAACUAAACGUGCUCAACUAUCUGCAUGUGUAUAAGCCAGGGGUGUAUUGUCUUGCGUUUCUACCAUCUCUGAAGACCGAUACUAACCCUUAUCCACAAAGCAUAUUCGGCAAUACUUUAUUGCAGACAACACGUGUCACUUACGAUCUUGUUAACAUGCUAUUGAGUUUUACGCCGGAUAGCUGUUAG
Erigeron canadensis is the source of this 561-nucleotide messenger RNA. Its product is annotated as aspartic proteinase nepenthesin-2-like. The transcript has a single exon. Gene Ontology annotation, molecular function: aspartic-type endopeptidase activity. Gene Ontology annotation, biological process: proteolysis. Lineage: Eukaryota; Viridiplantae; Streptophyta; Magnoliopsida; Asterales; Asteraceae. The record is from RefSeq and is a predicted model, not a curated record. Bases 1 to 561 code for a protein of 186 amino acids.